Molecule: messenger RNA, 2638 nt
Organism: Zingiber officinale
Lineage: Eukaryota; Viridiplantae; Streptophyta; Magnoliopsida; Zingiberales; Zingiberaceae
Product: pentatricopeptide repeat-containing protein At3g46790, chloroplastic-like
Exons: 2
Coding region: 45-1931 (628 amino acids)
Biological process (GO): RNA modification
Molecular function (GO): zinc ion binding; RNA binding; protein binding
Source: RefSeq, a predicted model, not a curated record
UAUAUCCUCGACCCCCCAUCGCUCGGGCGCACCACGCUCUCGUUAUGCGCCGUGCCGCGGCCCGAGCAGCAGCAACGCACUGCUUCACCUCCAAUCAAUUCGGCGCUCCUCUCUCUCAUCCUCCCCUCCCACACUCCGCCAGUGUGAUAUCCCAUCCUCCAGCUCCGCCACCAGCUUCUCCUCCGAACGAUUCUGGCUGUUUCGACGAGUACCUGAUCCUCCUCCGCUCCUUCGUCAGCCGGAGGGAAGUCGAGUCAGGGAAGCAGCUUCACGCUCGUCUCGUCCUCUCCGGCCUCGGUCACCACGCUGUCUUGGCUACCAAACUCGUCAACCUCUAUUCCAUUUGCGACCAUUUGCACUAUGCCCACCGGCUGUUCGAUAGAAUUCCUAAGAGCAAUAUCUUCCUCUGGAAUAUCCUCAUUCGAGCUUACGCUUGGAAUGGGCCGCAUGAAGUCGCCCUAUCACUCUACUACCAGAUGCUUGACUUUGGCCUGGCGCCCGACAAUUUCACGUUCCCCUUCGUGCUCAAGGCUUGCUCCGCCCUCUCCAAUCUCGGCGCUGGGCGGGAUAUCCACGACCUCGUCGUUCGCACGCGGUGGGAAUCCGACGUCUUCGUAGCUGCUGCCCUGAUCGACAUGUACGCCAAGUGUAGCUGCGUCGAUGAUGCGCGAGGAGUUUUUGACAGAGUGCUUGACCGGGAUGUAGUGCUUUGGAACUCCAUGAUCGCCGCCUACGCCCAGAACGGCCAUCCGUCUGAAGCGCUUCAGUUGUGCCAUGACAUGGUAGCUCGUGACUUCAAGCCCACUCUCGCGACCGUCGUAACUGUCAUCUCUGCUGCCGCCAAUGCUGCGGCCCUGCCCAGAGGGAGGGAAAUUCACGGGUUCGGCUGGCGGCGGGGGUUUGACGAUGAAGACAAGGUGAAGACGGCUCUUGUGGACAUGUACGCCAAGAGCGGCUGGGUCAAGGUUGCCCGCGUGCUCUUCGAGCAGCUGGCUGAGAAAACGAUAGUCUCCUGGAACUCCAUGAUUUGCGGAUAUGCUAUGCACGGCCACGCCGAUUAUGCCCUUUCCCUAUUCGACAAAAUGUGUAAACAGAAUCAGGUGCCUCCGGACUACAUCACUUUUGUCGGCGCCCUCUCAGCAUGCAACCAUGGCGGCUUGGUGGAUGAAGGUAGAGCCUUAUUCGACUUAAUGGUGAGAGAUUACUGCAUCCCCGCGAAGGUGCAACACUACACUUGCAUGAUUGAUCUCCUUGGCCAUGCCGGCAGAUUACAUGAAGCGCACAACCUUAUUCAACAGAUGGAAACAGAACCAGACUCUGGAGUCUGGGGUGCUCUGCUGAAUGCUUGCAAGAUCCAUAGAAAUGUGAAACUAGGAGAGCUAGCUUUGCAAAAGCUCAUUGAAUUGGAGCCCGAUGAUGCCGGCAAUUAUGUACUUUUAUCAAACAUUUAUGCUCAAUCUGGGAAGUGGCAGGAAGCUGCUGAGAUAAGGAAGCAGAUGGCUAAUAGAGGACUAAAGAAAAGCAUUGGAUGUAGCUGGAUUGAAGUGAAGAACCAAGUUCAUGCAUUCCUUGUUGGAGAUGUAUCACACCCUAGCUCAGAGGAGAUAUAUGCUGAGCUCGUAAGGUUGGAAGGGCUCAUGGCACAAGCUGGAUAUGUGCCAGACACAAUGCCAAUCUUCCAUGACGUCUCUGACGAUGAGAAGAGAGACAUAGUUCGCAGCCACAGCGAGAGGCUAGCCAUUGCCUUUGGGCUAAUCAACACACCUGCAAAGACCAGACUCAUGGUGACUAAGAAUCUCAGGGUGUGCGAGGACUGCCACACUGUCAUCAAAUUCAUCUCAAAGAUUGCUGAUAGAGAAAUAGUUAUCAGAGAUGUCAACCGAUACCAUCAUUUCAAGGAUGGUGAGUGUUCUUGCCGAGAUUAUUGGUAGCCAAAAUUAUACACAAUAAAAGUUUAUGGUGAUUGGAGACUACUGCAACAUUGCUUGUUAGACAUGCCCUGUUUUUGCACCAGUAAGCUUAUCGUGAUCAAACAUGAGAUAGAUGUUCACUAAACUGGAUCAAAUUCAAACAAACUUGUUCUGCAGCAAGGUCGUGAUGCAGUGCCUCCUAUUCAGGGUACGAUUGCACCAGUCUCCAUGGUUGAUUGUGUCGCUUUUGAUAUUGAUAUUUGCGGUUAGGCAUCUGGUUAGUUGCAAUAUGGGUGGAUUAUUGGAAUAAAUAAUACCUCACAUAUUAUCAACUUUUAUGUCACUAAAAUAUACCAAAAUAGAACUAAUACAUUAUCGAUACAUGUAUCGUGUGUAGUUUAUCUCCUCACUUGGCAUGGGGAGCUGAAGUAUUCUCAUCCUCCAUCAGUAUUCAUGAUAUGAUCUUAGAUGGAAGCAUCCACCUAGUACAUGUUGAACUGGUUGAAUGAUAUGUGAUAUAUUUUAUUGUUAUGUAUAUGUGUUUGUUUUAUGAUCCUCACGUACAUUUAAAACAUUUGUUUACUUCUAUUAUCUUUUUGUUGUCGUAGUUGUUGUAUGUAAUGUGAUCUUCCAUUUUCUAAAAUUUAAAAAUGUAUUCAAGCAAAACAAUUUUUUUUAUAUUUUUAAAUUUGCAACAGCAUCUGCUGCAAAAGGCCAUUUGUGAGUAA